This is a messenger RNA of Sparassis crispa, 1359 nucleotides long. Its product is annotated as O-methyltransferase gedA. Lineage: Eukaryota; Fungi; Basidiomycota; Agaricomycetes; Polyporales; Sparassidaceae. The record is from RefSeq and is a predicted model, not a curated record. The coding region runs from base 1 to 1359 and encodes 452 amino acids. The transcript has 6 exons. Gene Ontology annotation, molecular function: O-methyltransferase activity.
AUGGCUCCUUCUCCUCGUACAGAAAAGUUACUCGCUCUCGUCGAUCUCGUCGCUAACGCCGCCCAGAUCGUCGCCGAAGAGUGGGAGAAGGAGGAAGACGCUGCAAGCGUCAAGGGAUAUCAGGGGACUCCUCUCCCUACCGUGGAACUAUACAACGCCCAGCGUACCAUUAUCUCAGCCUGCGGUUCCUUCACUGAGCUUGUCCAUGCGCCACAGAGCCGCCUUCUAGAAGUAGCUGCUGAAUAUUUCGAGGCCCGAGCUCUUCAUAUUGCCACCGAACAACGCGUUGCCGAUCACCUCUCCAAGGUGGACCGGACGGUUGGAAUGUCGGUGUUCGAGCUAAGCAAGAUCAUCGGCAUCAUACCCCAGAAGCUCUCACGUGUUAUGCGCACCUUAUGCUCGACUCAUAUUUUCGCAGAAGUGCAGGAGGGGCGCUUCGCUAAUAACUCCGUCAGUGAAUGCUUGGUAAACAACGAGCCUCUUCGCGCGUACAUUGUUUCCCUUGCAUGGGAUAUCUAUACGGCAUCCGACAAGUUGCCAGAGGUUCUCACAGAUCCUAUCAAGGGCGCGUCCAACUCGGUGACCUGCACCGCGUUCCAGGAAGCCCUCGGAACCAAGCUUGCUCGUUGGGACUGGCUUGAGGAAGGCCUUGGUCAGCCGGAUGGAACCGUUAAGCCCCGCCCGGCGCUCGAGAUCUUUGGCCUUGCGAUGCUUGGCGGUGGUAGAGUCCUUGGAACGCCUCUCUACUAUGACUUCCCGUGGGAGUCCCUGAGCUCCGCUACGAUUGUGGAUGUCGGUGGCGGUGUUGGUGGAAUGAGCAUUGAUCUCUGCAAGCGCUACCCACCCCUCAGCUUCGUCGUCCAGGACCGCGCUCCUGUUAUCGAGCAGGCGAAAACGGUAUGGCAACGCGAACAGCCAGACGCGCUCGAGUCUGGUCGCGUUAAACUCAUGCCGCAUAACUUCUUCAUCGAAAACCCUGUCAAAGGCGCGGACAUAUACCUCCUGCGCUACAUUCUCCAUGAUUGGGAGGACGACCGUUGUGUCGACAUCCUUGCUUCCCUGCGCACCGCGCUAGGCCCCCACUCCCGCAUCUUGAUCGCCGAUCAGGUGAUGAACACGACCCUGGGCUGCCCCGAACUACCCUCUGCGCCGUACCCUCUGCUAGCCAAUUACGGUGUCUUCACGCGCUUUGCUCACGAGCGCGACCUAGACAUGAUGACGAUCAUCAACGGCGCAGAGCGCACUCCGGCGGAGUUCCGGGUGCUCGCUGAGCGCGCGGGGCUGGAGGUCAGUCGCAUCUGGGAGUGUCGUGGUAUCGUCUCCAUCACCGAGAUGAGGCUGCCCGCUGCGAGCCAAUGA